ACAAGCCAAGCAGUACGAAUGUCCACAGGGCAGAGUGGCCGGCUCCUUCAGCGUGUCCAGGCAUACGGAGCACACAAACGCAUCCUCUUCGGUCCAGGCAGAGGCCAUUUGGAAGACGGGUCCGCUUUGCCGGAGGAUGUUUAGGAGCCUUCAAACCUUGAUGCGGACUUGCUCCCAAAGAUUUCUGCUCCUCUUGGAGGAACCCUACCUCUCUGCUUCCACCGAGAAUGCUGGAGCUGUGAGGCAGACCUUAAGAUGUGUGAAUGGAAGUAGAUACACGGAGAUUCCUGGAAAAAGCAGAAGCAAUGCGGAAUUAUCCUCGUCUACAGAGACUGUGUCUUUUUCAAGACAACCGUCAGUGUUUUGCCUGGACUGUAAUAAUCAUCGGCGGAAAGCAGGGAGCGCUUACUCUAGCGUUUUAGCCAGGACAUCCCACCUUCAACCCCUGAGAAGGCCUUGGGGCCUUUGCCAAGCUUUGCUCAGUUCCACCAGUAAGACUGUGUGCAGAUUUUCUCAAAACCAUUUAUAUCACACGCAGCAUCCUGUCAGACCUCUCAGUUUGUCAUCACAUACAACAGGCAUCUUAAAUGAGGUUUCCUAUAGUCUGCAAGCUCCCCAGCAAAGAACUAAUCAUCGGGCUGCUGCUUAUGUGGGAGAUGCCUGGAGAAACUGUCUGUCUCGGGAAAACGAAAAUAGGUGUCGACAAACCCUGGCACCCAACCUGAAGCUCUAUGAGGUGAAAAAUGUGGGAAAAGGGUCAAGUCGAAAUCAAGGAAAAAACCAAGGGAAACUGGCGUCCAUCCUGGUCUCUCUCUGCUCUGUUGGGAGUGAGCCUGUGUUUCUCUUCACCUUGCGCUCCAGCAUGUUGAGAGGGAGACACAAGGGAGAUGUCAGCUUUGCAGGAGGCAAGAGUGACCCUUCAGACAGCGAUGUAGUGGCCACAGCUUUGAGGGAAGCCAAGGAGGAACUGGGUGUCACUGUGGCGGCAGACAGUGUCUGGGGCGUCCUCAAGCCUCUUACGGAUGUUUCAGGGAUGAUGAUUGCUCCUGUGCUGGCUCACCUCGGCCCUCUAGAGGAGAUCACCUUAAAGCCAAACCCUGGCGAGGUGGAUGAAAUCUUUACCAUGUCGUUGUCCCACUUGUGUAACCCACAGAACCGGGGCUACACACACUUCCGCACUGGUAACAAGUAUGCUUACACACUACCAGUGUUUUGUAAUGGGAAGCAUCGAGUGUGGGGCCUGACUGCAGUCGCUUUAGACCAAACUCUAAAACUCAUCCUGCCGUCUUAGCAGCUCUGUCACAGUUAUCUUACAUGUGAACAGUGCCGAGGGACAUCUGUCAUAUGACUAGAUGAAAAAUACAAUCACAAAUGUGCAAUAAAGUAGCAGAACACUGUCAUCAGUCAAUGUUUAUACAAAUCAUGGACACUUUGAAGACGUGUUUCUUUUCUGUUGUGUAGUAAAGAGAAACCUGUUACCGUUUCAGCACUUUGAGGCUCAGAAAAGCAUUGCCGCAAGAAAUGAGAUCAGCUGUGCUAACUUCAAUUAGCAGGUUUUUAUGUUUAAGCAGUAAAUUAAUGCAGUGUAAAGACAACAAUAAUCAGUGUUGGUAUAUGAUUGUUACUUGAAUACUGUUCACACAGUAGAUAAUGAAGCUUACAAAUCCCCAGUUCCUUUGGAGCAGUUUGCUUAACUUAAGUGAGAUCAAUGAGUCACUGAUGUAGUGUCUUUCUCAUGGUCUGUAUUUGAUGAGCAGAGCCAUGAGUUCAUGGAUUCCAGUUUUUGGAACUGACGUUUCACCAGAUUAACUCUGAACUGUUUUAAACACUGAAGCACAUAAUGAUGAGAACAAUGCAAUAAAUGUUGAUUUUAAAUAUA
Messenger RNA from Betta splendens (Siamese fighting fish), 1879 nucleotides. RefSeq names its product nudix (nucleoside diphosphate linked moiety X)-type motif 8 (gene nudt8). Gene Ontology annotation, molecular function: coenzyme A diphosphatase activity. Lineage: Eukaryota; Metazoa; Chordata; Actinopteri; Anabantiformes; Osphronemidae. Bases 137 to 1291 code for a protein of 384 amino acids. The transcript is spliced from 5 exons. The record is from RefSeq and is a predicted model, not a curated record.